Messenger RNA from Hymenoscyphus albidus, 1726 nucleotides. Lineage: Eukaryota; Fungi; Ascomycota; Leotiomycetes; Helotiales; Helotiaceae. The record is from the annotation of a GenBank genome assembly.
CAUUUACUAAUACUUGCCACAUUUUCCGCCAUCAAAGCAAAGUCAUAUCAUCGUCUUCAUCUGUUGAUUCAGCAUCAAGACCAUCUCCCAUACAAUAUUUCACACUUCUGCAGUUGUUGAUCAAUAGCCGUCAUCAUGGUUGCCGACGAUAAGCCAGCCUCUACUUUCAAGUACUCGGAGAAGCCUCUAUACACCACUUCCAAUGGAUGUCCCGUCGAAAACCCUGAGGCAUUCCAGAGAGUGGGAAGCAAUGGUCCUCUCUUGCUUCAGGAUUUCCACUUAAUUGACUUGCUUGCUCAUUUUGACCGCGAGCGUAUUCCGGAACGAGUUGUUCAUGCCAAAGGCGCUGGUGCUUACGGAGGUCAGUUCCACUAUUUCGUUGCCACUUGCUGUUUCUCACACACUGACUCAAAGUUACCUAGAAUUCGAGGUUACUCAUGAUAUCACCGACAUUUCAUCUGUCGACAUGCUCAGCAAGGUCGGCAAAAAGACUCCUUGCGUGGCUCGUUUCUCGACAGUCGGAGGCGAGAAGGGUUCCCCAGACACCGCCCGUGAUCCUCGAGGAUUUUCCAUCAAGUUUUAUACCGACGAGGGUAACUGGGAUUGGGUCUACAACAACACUCCAGUCUUCUUCCUCCGCGAUCCUACCAAGUUCCCUCUCUUCAUCCACACACAGAAGCGAAACCCACAAACAAACUUGAAGGAUGCUACCAUGUUCUGGGACUAUCUUUCUACACAUCACGAGGCUGUUCACCAGGUCAUGCAUCUUUUCAGUGAUCGUGGUACUCCAUACUCUUACAGACAUAUGAACGGUUACUCUGGCCACACACACAAGUUCACUAAGCCAGAUGGAACAUUCAACUAUAUUCAGAUUCACUUGAAGACUGACCAGGGAAGCAAGACCUUCACCAAUGAUGAGGCAGGAAAGAUGGCAUCUGAGAACCCUGACUGGAAUACUCAGGAUCUAUUCGAUUCCAUUCAAAAGGGUGACUACCCAAGCUGGUCCGUCUAUGUUCAAGUCCUUUCUCCAGAACAAGCCGAGAAGUUCCGCUGGAACAUUUUCGAUUUGACCAAGGUCUGGCCACAAAAGGAGGUUCCAUUGCGACCAUUCGGAAAGUUUACACUUAACAAGAACGUUGAGAACUACUUUGCUGAAAUUGAACAAGUGGCCUUCUCGCCAUCCCACUUGGUUCCAGGUGUCGAGCCAUCUGCUGACCCAGUUCUUCAAUCACGUCUCUUCUCAUACCCAGAUACCCACCGCCACAGACUCGGUGUCAACUACCAACAGAUUCCAGUUAACGCCCCAUUGAGAGCAUUUAACCCAUACCAACGUGAUGGUCUGAUGGCUGUCAACGGAAACUAUGGUGCUAACCCCAACUACCCAUCUUCAUACCGCAACAUGACAUACAAGCCCGUCAAGCCUACCAAUGAGCACGAGAAGUGGGCCGGCGCUGCUGUUUCAUUCUUGUCAGACGUCACUGAUGAGGAUUAUGUCCAAGCCAACGGUCUCUGGAAGGUUUUGGGUAGACAACCUGGUCAACAGGACAACUUUGUUGGCAACGUAUCCGGACAUCUGUGCGCUGCUAAGGAGGAUACCCGUAAGCGAACAUACGAGAUGUUCUCCAAGGUUGAUGCGGAUCUUGGCCGUCGUAUUGCUGAAGCUACUGAAAGGUUGGCACCAGCACCUACCAGCCAAGCUGCUGGUUCAGCUCAAUCCCGCCUUUAA